Chanos chanos (milkfish) is the source of this 1205-nucleotide messenger RNA. Its product is annotated as leucine-rich repeat-containing protein 15. Gene Ontology annotation, cellular component: extracellular matrix. NCBI's taxonomy places the organism in Eukaryota, Metazoa, Chordata, Actinopteri, Gonorynchiformes, Chanidae. The transcript has a single exon. Gene Ontology annotation, molecular function: protein binding. Bases 27 to 1094 code for a protein of 355 amino acids. The record is from RefSeq and is a predicted model, not a curated record.
AAAGGUCUCAUCCUGGAGGAGACAAGAUGUAUCUACUCUGGGUUCUCCCUCUUUUGAUGGGGGUCCACUCCAGGAAUGCGCCACAAAACAAGUCUUGCGUGUUAGGCUGCAGAUGCCCUUUGGACCUAAAAGUCAUUUGCAAACAUGCUAGCCUCACUAAUCUGUCCAUCAGCCUCCCCCCACUCACGGAAGAUCUGGACUUAUCCAUGAGUCAGCUGAUCUCUAUCCCAUCAAGGGCCUUCCAGACCACUCGCCGACUCCGCAUACUGAUUUUAAACAACAACAAUAUCAAGGCGUUGGCCAACGGAGCCUUUUCACCACUGGAGAGGCUUCACAAGCUGGACUUGAGUCAGAAUUUGAUCUCCUUCCUGAAUGAGAACAUCUGGAUGGACUUGGGCUCUCUGAAGGAGCUCCUUCUUACGCACAACAAGCUGACCAACCUGGACAGCCGUAGUUUUUAUCACCUGGACACGCUGCAGAGGCUCAACCUGAGUCACAAUGAAAUCAACGCCAUCCAAUCACGUGCGUUCGGCAGUAUGAGCACCUUGCGGCAGCUGCACCUGGACAACAAUAACAUUACUUCACUCAAAAACGGCAUGUUCUCCAUGCUCCGUUCCCUGGAGGUGCUGAAUCUGAGAAACAACAGCAUCAUGUUCGUGGAAUUUGGAGUAUUCAGCCCUCUCACCAGCCUGGCGUUACUUGACCUUGCUCAUAAUCAGUUAAAAACCAUCUACUUCAAGACUUUCCUGAGUCUCAACACCUACAGCACCCACAUCAUGCUAGAAGGUAAUCCCUGGAACUGCGACUGCGAUCUGCAGAGAGUGUUCUGGAAGUUGUGCGAUGUAAAGAGGCUCUUCCUGGAUGACUACCACAACCUGACAUGCAAGGAACCUCCUUUACUCACGGGCCAAAGCCUGAAGCAUGUGGAAACUCAGCUGUGCAUCGCUGAAACUGUCACCGUGCUCAUCAUUACAGUGACCGUGGUCAUCACGGUGCUGGCUGCCAUCGUCAUGGCAGAGAGGAAGAGAAAGAGACAGGGUCAAGAUAAGCACUGGACAGAGGGAAGUGAUUUAUCCUGCGAUUCACAGAAUUAAACAGGGUUUGAUUUAGGCAAACCUCCGUUUGCUCGACACUGAAAGUGUCCAAUUCCAAACUGGAGAGUUUUACAGAUCCUCUGAUGUUUGCUUAUGUUCCUGUGCCUCCAG